UAUUAGCUUAGCUGGCCAACAGUGACGUCUGGGCUGUUCAAAAUCUUUCUUCUCUCUUGGUCAAGAAAUUAUUCUCUCGCAGUCGUCAAGAGCUAGCUUCCUUCUACAACAAUGCAGACGACGAGAAGUGUUCAAGUAAAUAAUGUCUCAGAUCUAGCCACGGAGAGGGAGAUUCACGAGUUUUUCUCCUUCUCAGGCGAUAUAGAACACAUUGAAAUCCAAAAGUGCAGAGAAGUUGGCCAGUCUCGAAUCGCAUUUGUUACAUUUACUGACCCCAAAGCCCUUGAAAUUGCCUUGUUAUUAUCGGGUGCGACGAUUGUGGACCAGAUUGUUACAAUAACUCGAGCUGAAAACCAUGUUCAGAGGCGUGAGAUGCAGGAAGUAAGAAUGGUGGACAACGCGAUGCCCCUUGGUCUUCCAGAGAGUACUACACAGACCAAAACUACCGUGGAUGGCAAUAGUAGAGCAUAUGUUAGCAAAGCACAAGAUGUGGUGGCAACUGUUUUGGCAAAAGGUUCUGCUCUUGGACAAGAUGCAGUGAAUAAAGCCAAGGCUUUCGACGAAAAGCAUCAAUUAAGAGCCAAUGCUUCUGCCAAAGUUUCAUCUUUUGACAAGCGAGUUGGGCUUACUGAGAAGUUAACUGUUGGUAUUUCUGCCGUUAACGAGAAAGUAAAAUCUGUUGAUCAAAAGCUUCAGGUCUCCGAUAAAACCAUGGCAGCAAUAUUUGCAGCCGAGAAGAAAUUAAACGACACUGGUUCAGCUGUCAAAUCAAGCAGGUACGUGACUGCUGGAGCUGCUUGGUUUAGUGGUGCUUUUAGUAAAGUGGCGAGAGUAGGUCAGGUUGCUGGCUCAAAAACCAAAGAGAAGUUCAAUCUAGCCGUCUCAAAUAUGAGUUCCAAGGAUACACCGAUUGCUGUAUAAUAAAGAGCUUGGAAUCUAGUAAGCGUUGAAGUCAGGAUCAACGAAAGUUGCUAUGCUGGCCUUGUAAACAAAAUUUUUGUGAUAUAGCGUAUUCUCAUUCUUUUAGUGUUCUUUCAUAUUCUGCGUGUGCUACAUUGUCCUCAAAUUUACUUGAUGUUUCUCGUAAGUACAAGUGUUUCCUUUUUGGAUUUCCCAGUUUCCUACUUAAGGCCUGGCCUUUUAUUGUAUCGUGUUGCAUUGAAGGACA
This is a messenger RNA of Arabidopsis lyrata subsp. lyrata, 1168 nucleotides long. RefSeq names its product binding partner of ACD11 1. Lineage: Eukaryota; Viridiplantae; Streptophyta; Magnoliopsida; Brassicales; Brassicaceae. Gene Ontology annotation, molecular function: RNA binding. The record is from RefSeq and is a predicted model, not a curated record. The coding region runs from base 112 to 921 and encodes 269 amino acids. The transcript is spliced from 8 exons.